CGACGCCGCCAUAUUGAAAGUCUGUGCGUGUUCGAUAAACACACGCUUGAGUUUUGAACUCUAAAGGCGCCGGAGAAAGAUAAAGAAAGAGGAAGAGUAGACUGUUGCCACCAUGGCAUUGCCCUAUGUGGUAGGUCCUGGUGGGCAGCUGUUCAUGGUGGGACAGGCCCCCAUCAUACAGCAGCCAAUCAUUCACCACCAGCCUCCCAAAGUGCCUGAUUAUAUGAAUGAAGAUAAACUGCAAGAAAAAGCCAGAAAAUGGCAACAGCUGCAAACCAAAAGGUACAGUGAGAAGCGUAAAUUUGGGUUUAUUGAUGCUCAGAAAGAAGACAUGCCACCAGAGCAUGUCCGUAAGAUUAUACGAGAUCAUGGAGACAUGUCCAGCAGGAAAUACAGACAUGAUAAAAGAGUCUAUCUCGGGUAA
Lingula anatina is the source of this 424-nucleotide messenger RNA. RefSeq names its product pre-mRNA-processing-splicing factor 8. The record is from RefSeq and is a predicted model, not a curated record. Gene Ontology annotation, molecular function: protein binding; U2 snRNA binding; metallopeptidase activity. NCBI's taxonomy places the organism in Eukaryota, Metazoa, Brachiopoda, Lingulata, Lingulida, Lingulidae. Gene Ontology annotation, cellular component: U5 snRNP; catalytic step 2 spliceosome. Gene Ontology annotation, biological process: spliceosomal tri-snRNP complex assembly; mRNA splicing, via spliceosome.